Microtus ochrogaster (prairie vole) is the source of this 7491-nucleotide messenger RNA. RefSeq names its product potassium voltage-gated channel subfamily A member 6 (gene Kcna6). Lineage: Eukaryota; Metazoa; Chordata; Mammalia; Rodentia; Cricetidae. The record is from RefSeq and is a predicted model, not a curated record. Gene Ontology annotation, cellular component: membrane; voltage-gated potassium channel complex. Gene Ontology annotation, molecular function: delayed rectifier potassium channel activity; protein binding. Gene Ontology annotation, biological process: action potential; potassium ion transmembrane transport; protein homooligomerization.
UAUUUUAUUUUUUUCUUCUUUGAAUGGAGUAACUUUUGUGUGAAGCCUAAAUUGCUUAAUUACAUAGCCUGUAAAUGGGAAAACUAUCGACUGGGUAAAUGCAGUGCUCUUGAUCCCUCACCCUUCAGGGAGCUGUACAAGGGGAGGGGAGGGAGUAGAGGCCAAGCAUAAGGGAAGGAGAGGCUGCUGUCUGGUCGGCCUGGGGAGGGACACAGCAGAGCACAAGCUGCAGUGCCUUGGUGUUGAAGCCAGCCUCUUUCUUAUCUUCCCCCCACUUGAUUUCCUCUGCACAGGUCCAGGAGCUCUGAUUUCCUCCUCUGCCUCAUCCCUCCUGGAGCGCCUGCUGUGUGGCCUGCUGUGGCUUUUAAAACAGUCUGUGUGUAUCCUGUGGCAAAGAACCCACACAUGCAUUGUGUGGCUUGAGAGAAUCUUUAUGUGCAGCUUCCAUCCUCAGCCUUCUGAAGCUCGUCCUUAUGAAGAAGCAACUGCACAGAAAUGCUGGCCGCUGCCAGCCAAUCCACUCUGGCUACAGGGAAGUCAAGGCCAAGAGACCUGUAUGUGGCAGUCUGCAGCAUCUUUAUCCCUGCAAUCUAGGCAGGAAACAGUCUGAAGCCUUUAGAAUGGCUGGGAAACCUUUCUGGCAUUCAAGGAAAGCCAGAGCAAAAGGCAUGGGUUCCCUCAUAGCUUAUUUUGCCCCAUCCAAAUCUUGCCAAAUGAGUCUCCACUGUAACAUGGCCUACAGGUAGAGGCUAGCUUUCUGGCGAAGCACCCAAAAUGUGUCUGUUAGAUACUCAUUGAACAUAGCUGUAGUUUUUUUAUUCACAUUUUGAUGUACCCCUAUUCCGGUUAUCUCCUCCCCCUUUCUUGACAAAAAUAAAUAUAAAUUAUAGAAUUCUAUUUUUCCCCAGGGAGGCUUGGAGCAAAGAUUCUGGCCUGCGAUUCCCUGCGUUUUGUGGGUCUUUAAUACUACGAUCUUCUGGUUCUUUUCAUGGGAGCUAAUGGCGGGUGUUCCCAGGACUCGGUGAGAGGGUUUCCCACUCGCUGGGCACACUGGGCACGGGAAGGCUUUCUCUCCCCUGUUUCUGUCCUAUACCAUGAAGAGAAUUGCAGCCCCACCCUUCCAGGUUGCAAAAGUGAGUCUAUGGGGGGAAUUAACAUCGGGACACAGCCUAAACGGAAAGCUCUCAAGAUAUUUAAAAAUAUUUCAUUUUCUCCACUCUCAGUAGAGGUUGAGAUUGGCAAAUGUGUCUUCAUGGAUAUAGAAAACACGGAAUAUCCCCGCCCCCCAUUAAAUAGCGAUUGAGGGGAGUCAGAAUCUGUGUAUAGGGGAGGGGUGUGUUGGGCCAGGGUGUGAUUUCUUUCUGAGAAAAUACACUGUGCAGGUCAGCCCGGUGCACAGAAAUGAGAAGAGAUGCGAAGGAUGCAGGGGGUGUGUUAUUAGGAUGCUGCAGUGUGGUUGCGGUGGGGGUGGGGCGUGCGUGUGGAUGUGAGAAAGCAAGAGGCGCACAAGAAGAGCGCGGGAAAGAUUGCUGGGGAGGCAAAUGUACACAUCAUUCCCCAGCAUCCAGGCUUGCUGCAGCCCCUGGCUGGGUAAGGGGUGUGAUGUGAGAGUGGGGUGGGAGGGGGCAGCAGGCGGGGCCUGCCACGUCACUUGGAGAGUGUUGGGGAGGAAGGGCAGAGCGGAGAGCUGAGCCUGCUGCUGUUGCUGCUGUUGCUGCUGCUGCUGCUGUUGCUGCUGCUGCUGCUGUCGCUGCUACGGGUGUAGCCAAGGCUUGAAGCGGUGGGAGGUGGGUCCCUGCGCCCCGGCGCCGGGACAGCCCCAGGUCAGUCCCGAGGCCUGUGGAACAGCUCCUGAGAACAAGGUGGCGGUUGGAACAGCGACCUUGGCCAGACCUAGUUCGGUGGUGGACGUAGGGCGGAGGCAGAGGCCGAGCCCGGGCAGGAGUCUUUAGUGAGCCGGAGGGAGGCGCAUCUGGCGCUUAGGUACCAGCGGCAACCUAGGGUCUUGUAAGGCUGGAAAAGAACAGCGGGACCGGGACAGAGACAGGAGGGAGGACCCGUGGGUCCCUGAGCCCAGCUUCAGUCAUCAGCGGGAGCUAAGCCACGCGACUUUUCCGGCAGCCAGUUUCACGCGUGCGACAGUUUGCGGGUUCCAGGCAUCCCAGUAAUCUUGAGCACCGAGGCGCGGCUAUUGGGAACCAGAGCCACAUCCCAGACCUAGCCUGGCAGAGGGACCAGCUGCAGGUUUCACCGACCUAACCGCCAGGUCAGAGCGCGGGCCCCACCCUAAAGGAGGGCGCAGCCGGAGCUGGGAAGCGGGUGCCGCGCUCCGGAGCUCGUGUCGUGGGCGCCGUCCUAGUGGCGGGGAGCGCACUGCCAAGGGGACAUGAGAUCGGAGAAAUCCCUGACGCUGGCGGCGCCGGGGGAGGACCGUGGGCCGGAGGGGGAGCAACAGGAUGCCGGAGAGUUCCCGGAGGCCGCGGGCGGCGGCGGCUGCUGUAGUAGCGAGAGGCUGGUGAUCAACAUCUCUGGGCUGCGCUUUGAGACGCAGCUGCGCACCCUGUCCCUGUUCCCUGACACGCUUCUGGGAGACCCUGGCCGCAGAGUCCGCUUCUUCGACCCCCUGAGGAACGAGUACUUCUUUGACCGCAACCGACCCAGCUUCGAUGCUAUUCUCUACUACUAUCAAUCCGGGGGCCGCCUGCGCAGGCCGGUCAACGUGCCCCUGGACAUCUUUAUGGAAGAGAUCCGCUUCUAUCAGUUGGGGGACGAAGCUCUGGCGGCCUUCCGGGAAGAUGAGGGCUGCCUGCCCGAAGGUGGCGAGGAUGAGAAACCACUCCCCUCCCAGCCCUUCCAGCGCCAGGUCUGGCUCCUCUUUGAGUACCCGGAGAGUUCUGGGCCCGCCCGAGGCAUUGCCAUCGUCUCUGUGUUGGUCAUUCUCAUCUCGAUUGUCAUCUUUUGCCUGGAGACCUUGCCCCAAUUCCGUGCAGAUGGGCGUGGUGGAAGCAACGAGGGUAGUGGGACUCGCUUGUCCCCGGCCUCCAGGGGGAGCCACGAGGAAGAAGAGGAGGAUGAGGAUUCCUAUGCAUUUCCUGGUGGCAUUCCUCCUGGAGGGGUGGGGACAGGGGCAACGUCCUCAUUCAGUACUCUUGGGGGUUCCUUCUUCACUGACCCCUUCUUUCUGGUGGAAACUUUGUGUAUCGUCUGGUUCACCUUUGAGCUCCUGGUGCGCUUUUCUGCCUGUCCCAGCAAGGCAGCCUUCUUUCGCAAUAUCAUGAACAUCAUUGACUUGGUGGCCAUCUUCCCCUACUUUAUCACCCUGGGCACUGAGCUAGUGCAACGACACGAGCAGUCCGUGAGUGGUGGCAGUGGCCAAAACGGGCAGCAGGCCAUGUCCCUAGCCAUUCUUAGGGUGAUCCGCCUGGUCCGAGUCUUCCGCAUCUUCAAGCUUUCCCGCCAUUCCAAGGGGCUGCAGAUCCUGGGUAAGACCUUGCAGGCGUCCAUGAGAGAGCUCGGGCUGCUCAUCUUCUUCCUUUUCAUCGGAGUCAUCCUCUUCUCCAGCGCCGUCUACUUCGCAGAGGCGGAUGAUGAUGACUCUCUCUUCCCUAGCAUCCCAGAUGCCUUCUGGUGGGCUGUGGUGACAAUGACCACAGUAGGUUAUGGGGACAUGUACCCCAUGACAGUGGGGGGCAAGAUCGUGGGUUCACUGUGUGCGAUUGCUGGGGUUCUUACCAUUGCACUACCGGUACCAGUUAUUGUCUCCAAUUUCAACUACUUCUACCACCGAGAGACGGAGCAGGAGGAGCAAGGCCAGUAUACCCAUGUCACUUGUGGGCAGCCUACCCCGGACCUGAAGGCAACGGACAAUGGGCUUGGCAAGCCGGACUUUUCCGAGGCUUCACGAGAAAGGCGGCCUAGCUACCUUCCAACACCACACCGAGCUUAUGCGGAGAAAAGAAUGCUCACCGAGGUUUGACGGAUGCAGGCAGGGCCUGCAGGAACACGGGAGCUCUGAGCAAGCCAUCUCUCAGGCUUCCUUCACAUGCUCACUACUCCCGCCGUAGCUCCCGAGGACCUCGAAUCCCCUCCCCCUGUACCCAGUACACGGCAUCCUGGACCAAAUACCUGGACUGUAGACUGUUGCUCGAUCCUCGCAGCAUUCGAGGCUUCUCCAUCUUAGUGACGUUUCGGAAAUUUCAACGGUGCCGCUCAAUCAUGCCCAUCUGUCAAGUGGAUGAGAUACACAUGUCUGCCUGACGUUCCCUCGAGACUGACUUCUCUUGCCUGGGUCUUGUGAUACCACUAGGAAUGGUGAUGUCAAUAGAAUAGAACACAGCUACACUCUGCUCCCUUCUCUGGCGUCCUUUGCUUUGGGUUGUACAUCCUUCUUAGCUUCUGGUCACUGAUCACUGACAGAAUCCGGAGAAUAGAAAAGAAUUCAACUUGCGGCUUUAGCUCCGAGUCCUGUCCAUCUUCUGGCUGGCAGAGCUGUUAGCUGCACAGUUUUGAAAGUUAUUCAUGCCUAAAUUUGGAUGGAAUUAGAGAAAAUACUACCCAGCUGGAUUCUUUGAAGGAUGAGGGUCAGUUCUAGACCAAAGGGACCGGUGGAUUCCUCUAGGAAUCAUCUGGCACAGGAGGCCCUGGCUGUGGUCCACCUAGGUCCUCCUGCUCUGGUUCUCCAACUCCCUUGAGCUUCCAGGAAGGCUCUUUCUCUGAGCCAAAUAUUCUUUGUGCAAACGUCUUCGUGGGCAGAGGAUCUGGAAAAUGGAACUACAGAGCCAGGAGAGAAGGCUGACCAGAGCCAAGUGAUCGGCUGGACCACAUAUCUGAAGCGAGGUGCCACUUAGCAGAGACUGUCACCUUGGACAGGCAGAGGGGACUCCGCUGCAGACAGCGGUCAAUUCUCCCUAGUUAGCCCAGACCUGUCUAAUGUCCCCUCCACUCUUCUUCCCGGGAAUCUGACUUAGGAUUGCAGACAAUUUUUUUUUUUAAAUAAAGCAACCUCAGCUAUAACCUGCAGACAGGUGAGUUCACAUACCGAAUGCCAGCAUAGCUUUCCUCCCCUGCCACGGGCAACAACAGUUGGUUUGGAGCCAGGAACAGGAGCACGGUCCUUUUGUUCACAGCCUCACUCUUAGAGGAUUUUGCUGAGUCAAGCAAAUGUUUGUUUGCUCUUCCUGCGGAGCAGCAUUUGGCCUGCUCUAACUGCUAAGGUAACUCAGUGAUUCCCACUGGGACCAAGCCAUCUUCUCCCACUGCAAAGCCACCACCCUCCCUUCCAGCUGCCCACUGCCCGCCUCCCCAAGUAACAUUGCCAUUCCGUUUUGCCUUUGAUAAACUGUGAUGUACUGUUCUCAGUUCUCAUGAGCACGGUUCCUAACCCCAAAGGACUGUUACCAUGUUUUCAGUUUCAUAUUAAUGCUUUAAGACUCUUUGAAGAGAAUGCCUUUUUUUUUUUAAAAAAAAAAAAAAGAUUUUCUCGAAGAGCAUCAUACUAGGGACUGACCUUGGGGACUGGCUUGAGAGGCACUGUGACUCCAGCGAGUGACAGACUCCAGUCUCAGUUUUGCCACAGCUUUACAGGGUAGCGUUGGUGUCAGAGUCCCUCUUUGUGCCUCAGUUUCCCCAUCCAUUAAAUGAGAACAUUAAUGUCUUCCCCUCCCUACCUCAUGGGGGAAUAUCAAUAAGCUCACCCAGGAAGGUGGGGAAGAUACUAUGCAAAUGUGUGAAUUAUAGUCAUGGAUUUGAGUUUUAGUUUAUUAUCCUGCCUUCCUGUCUCCCAAAGUUUCUACCUUGAGUUCAGAGCCUACAAAUAGGCCAUUGUAGACCAUUAGAUCUCUAAGUCUCUCCUUGGCCUUUUGGGCUGUGCCUCCAUCCUUUGUCUUACCCUUCAGAAUGGAAUGUAUUCUUGCAGUAGACUUGGUGGCUGGAGGUCACUUUACCUGGGAGACUGACUUCUCCGAGCCUGGAACAUAACAAAAGACAGAGAUAUUUAAGACUCAGAGACCUAUCCCAAAGCCAGUAAGAAAGUGUUUUUUGUGUCCAACCUCUUUAGUUACUCCCGAGCCCACCCCAGUGGCCAAAGGGAUGCCCCCAGCUGAGGGUGAUCGUGGGGACAUGUGUGCAUGGACCUCUGUGUAUAUAUCAUUACCCUCAUCACUGUCCUUGUCCUUAUGCAAACAUUGCCUUUUCAAGUCAGAGCAUGCCUGAAAGUAAAAGGUUUGUGGCAAGCCAGGCUCUCCAGGGACUCUGGUUGCCGUAGCAACCUUCCAGACUGUUCUCUCUACUGAUUUGGGUAUCAAGGGAAAACAGACUACACAUCCCAGCUUCUCAAAUGGGAGCACCUCCUUUUUAUUGGUUUAGGCAUUGGUGGAAUUAAGACAAGGAUUCGGGACCUUGCGGAAAUGUGUAGGAAGUAGGUUCUCAACACUUCCUGCCGGGACCUUUUAUUCUGGUUCCAUAUCUGGCCCCUGAUGCUGCCACAUCUUACGCCCGAGUCUUCAGAAACUUGAAUGCUUAAAAACUGCCCAAUGAAGUCCGCAGCAAUGCUAAGGCUUUCCAAAGGCGACCUCAGAGAGGGGUACAAAAUGUCCCUUCCACAGCAGCCAGGCUGGGCCUUGAGGACAUGGAUGACACCAGUCUGAGGUAACCUGACAUUCUCGUCUUAGAUGCAAGCUUUUUCCAGCUCUAAGAGAGACCACGAGGAGUGAAAUCAUUUCCUUACAGAGAGCAAUGUUGCUUCUGACAAGAGCUCUGAGGUGGCUCCUAGGAUGUCAUGCAGAAGCUGAGAGGCAGACAGCAACUCAGUCUCUUUUUUUUUUUUUUUUUUGUGGAGAAUUUUAUCCAGUGAUCCCUCCCUGCUUCUGAGUCUCCACGUGGACGUUGCAACCUUGGCAUCAAGAGAAUAUGCACUGUGUGCUGUCUCAACAGCUGGAACAGGAUCACAGUUGCCCAAGAAGGUGGGUUCAAGCUAUCCUAACAACUGACUUAAACCAGUGGGGGCUCCCAGAGGACUUCUUGGGACUGCCAGUUUCUGCUUGGGAUGAGGACACUCCUCCGGCUUAGCAUCCCAGAGGAGCAAGGAACAGCUGGCCUUCCCUGAACCUGAGGGUCAGGCUGCAUGUGGGCCACUCGGGGAAACCUACACACACCUCGCGCAGAGUGGCUGGACCCAGAACACCUGGCCUUCAAGUUCCCUGGAGGAUGGCAGGAUGGCACCCCCUCCUCACUGAAUGACUCCGCCGGAUAGCCCUUGGUGGCCUUCCACACAGCGACUGGGACGGAAAAAUAGGGGAGUUCCUGUAGUUAAAGACGGGGUUCUGAAUGCUCGAGUUGGGGCCACAGGAGCAGGGUGAGAGCUGAUGGAAUGACCAAUAGAAAAAAGGGGAUGGGAUGAUGUGGGAGCCAAAGAAGCCAUGACGUUGCUGCGGAGGCGUCCGGGCCUGGCCUGGCUGUGGAAGAGUUAACUCAUAAAUAAAUGGCAGUCUCAGA